AUGGAAAAGCAAAUAAUAUCUUCUUCAAACUUCUUAUUUUUCUCUCUAGCUCUAAUCAUCAUUCUCUCCCCCGUACCCAAUCUCGCUUCUGCUUCUUUGGAGGAAGCCAAUUCUCUUCUUAAAUGGAAAGCAAGCCUUCAAAUCCCAAACAACUCCUUUCUCUCUUCAUGGCUUCCCCUCCCUAUGAACUCUGGUGCAUCAGUUCAAUGUACCUCUUGGUUUGGAGUAGUUUGCAAUGCUGAAGGGAGCAUUCACAGGUUGAACCUCUCGAGAUCUGGCUUAAAGGGUACACUUCAUCGAUUUUCAUUCUCAUUGCUACACAAUCUUACACAUUUAGAUCUCAGUGUAAAUAACUUCUUUGGCCCCAUUCCACUAGAAAUCCAACUCCUGUCCAAACUUGUUUAUCUUAAUAUUUCAUUCAAUACGUUUUCUGGAGUAAUCCCACGUGAAAUAGGAACCCUCCGCCAGCUAACCGACCUGGACUUAGACAAAAACAAUCUAACUGGUUCCGUUCCGAAAGAAAUAGGAAACAUGGUGUCACUUAAGUUCCUAAGCAUCUCUGUAAACAAUCUAUCUGGCUUAAUUCCUUCAACAUUGGGUAAUUUGACAUCUUUGAAUACCCUUUUUUUGUUCUACAAUCAACUCUAUGGUCACAUUCCAAAUGAACUUGGAAAUUUAAAGUCUCUCACUGAGCUCGCGUUGAGCCUAAAUCAACUUAGCGGUUCUAUUCCUUCAUCACUAGCAAACCUCAGCAACCUACAACGUCUGUUCCUCGGUGCUAAUACUUUUUCAGGUUCAAUUCCACAAGGACUUGGAAGCCUAGACUUGAUUAAGCUAGAGUUGGAUGACAAUCAGUUGUCUGGGAAAUUGCCCAAAGAUCUGUGCCAUGGGGGGAUGCUUCAAAAAUUGACAGUAUCGGGUAAUCAACUCACCGGUCCUAUUCCAAGAGGCUUAUUGAAUUGUCCUAGCUUAAUAAGAGUUCGUUUUGAUCGUAAUCAAUUCAGUGGAAAUAUAUCAAAUAGUUUUGGGUUCUAUCCAAACUUAGCUUACCUUGAUAUCAGUUACAAUCAUUUUCAUGGGGAGCUUUCUAAAAACUGGAGUAAAUGCAAGAAUUUGACAGUCUUAAAUAUGGGAUACAACAGCAUCAGUGGUUGCAUACCUCUAGAGUUUGGAAGUGCAACUCAACUACGAAAGCUUAAUCUUUCUUCAAAUCAUUUUAUUGGUGAGAUCCCAAAAGAGUUGGGGAAGAUGACAAGUAUGUUGUAUAUGUCUUUGGCUGAUAACCAACUUUCAGGUAUUAUACCUCCAGAGCUUGGAUCACUGCAUGAUCUCCUUGCUAUCGAUUUGUCCUCAAAUAGAUUAAAUGGUUCGAUACCAAAAAGUAUUGAUAAUUGGACUUAUAUCUACAACUUAAAUCUUAGUAACAACAUGCUCAGUGAAAAAAUUCCAUCUGAGAUUGGUAAAUUAGUUCAGCUUACGGAACUAGAUUUAUCUCAGAAUUUGCUCAAGGAAGAGAUACCAUCUGAAGUUCAAAGUUUGCAAAGUUUGCAAAAAUUGAAUCUUUCUCACAAUAGAUUAUCUGGUUCUAUUCCUGAUGCUAUUAAAAGUUUGCCUCGUGGGACUGAUAUUGACUUGUCUUACAAUGAGCUCUCAGGUCCAGUUCCCACUAACACUAACUUUGUGAAUGUGUCUAUAGAAGGCAAUCCACAUUUGUGUGGAAAUUUUACAGGACUAAAAUUUUGUGCAAGUCAAAUCUCGAAGAAGAAAAAUGAUCCCUUUCAUCAUCAACUCGUCCUUGUAAUUAUGCUCCCUCUUAUCGGGGCAAUUUUACUUGGUUUUUUCAUUUGUGGCCUCAUUGCUUAUCGAAAACGAAAGAGUCAUUCUUCCCAGAAACCAUUGGACAAAAAAAGUGGUGAUUAUUUCUUCAUAACAAGUUUUGAUGGAGGAGUAGCACAUGAUGACAUCUUGAAAGCAACAAAUAAUUUUGAUGAAGCAUACUCCAUUGGGACCGGAGGAUAUGGGACUGUGUACAAAGCCGAGAUACAACCUAACAAUGUGGUAGCUGUCAAGAAACUUCACUCAUCAUCAUCUCAGAAUGUUGAUCAUAAUGGUUUCCUUAAUGAGAUACGAGCAUUAACAAACAUAAGGCAUCGGAACAUAGUGAAACUCUAUGGAUAUUGCUCACAUACCCGCCACUCAUUUUUGAUUUAUGAAUACCUUGAAAAAGGGUGCAUUGGAUCAAUCUUAAGAAGCGAUGUCUUAGCAAAAGAAUUGGAUUGGUUGAAAAGGGUCAAUAUUGUAAGGGCUAUAGCUAAUGGUUUGGCUUAUAUGCAUCACGACUGCUCACCUCCUUUAAUUCAUAGAGACAUUUCCAUUGGCAACAUCCUUCUUGAUUCUGAUUAUGAGGCACAUAUUUCUGAUUUUGGGACGUCCAAGCUUUUAAAGCUAGACUCAUCAAACUGGACCGCUAUUGCAGGCACCUAUGGUUAUAUCGCGCCAGAGCUUGCUUAUACGAUGGUUGCAACCGAGAAAUGUGAUGUGUAUAGCUUUGGCAUUGUUGCACUUGAAGUUAUCAUGGGAAAACAUCCCGGUGAACUACCAACAUUGUCUGCUGAUUAUCUAGUGUUGGAAAAUGUGGGAGACAGUCGGAUUCCACUUCCCUCACCACAAGCUGAGAAACAAGUUAAGUUGGUGCUGAGUCUCUCAAGAGCAUGUUUGAACUCCAAUCCGAACGGAAGACCAACAAUGCGCCAAGUUUCAAAUCUGUUGAUGAAGGAUCUGCUUUGAAAUGACAUUUGUUGUCCAAUCGAUAUAGUGUACUUUCAAUGUUCUUUACUUUUCUCAAGUUCUCUAUAUGCAUCAUG
Messenger RNA from Lactuca virosa, 2864 nucleotides. NCBI's taxonomy places the organism in Eukaryota, Viridiplantae, Streptophyta, Magnoliopsida, Asterales, Asteraceae. The record is from the annotation of a GenBank genome assembly.